Messenger RNA from Drosophila kikkawai, 1537 nucleotides. RefSeq lists its product as uncharacterized. The record is from RefSeq and is a predicted model, not a curated record. Lineage: Eukaryota; Metazoa; Arthropoda; Insecta; Diptera; Drosophilidae.
UGCGCGAUAUUAGUUCCCAUUGAACCUUUUGUGGUCAGGUGUUGCUUGAAGAGCCCCCAGAAAAAUAACAAACUGAUAACAAUUUCGCCAAGCUGAGGGCCUAUUACAUUUACACAGAAAGCUCAAAAACAAAUAUGUUUAAAUAGAACAAACUCUCCCACACCAUAGUUAGUUUACUUUCAAAGCAGUUUUGACAAUAUGGCCGAGGAAAGCUUCAAUGCCGACGAAUUGAAUCCGCCAGAAUGGCUGAAUACUCUGUUUAUUACAAAGGUGCUGAUUGGUCAUGAAAAGGCGCCUGAACUCAAAGUGAUAGACCUGACCUUCGCGCCAGCCAGUCCCAAGGGCGAUCACUAUGCCAGCAUUAUGUUCCGGGCCAAGGUGAAGUAUACCACCCAGAAGGGAGGGUUCACAAAGUCGCUGAUCAUCAAAACAAUGCCCGAGGAGGAGGGUCUCAAGAAGGACUUGUUUGCCGAGUCUCCUCUGUUCAUAACUGAGAUUGGCAUGUACAGCAAGGUCCUGCCGGAGUGCGAGCGGAUCCUUCGCGAGGUGAAGGACAAUGCCAGACUGUAUGUAGACUGCAUCUACUACAGCCUUAGCCCGAAGCAGGUGAUCAUCUUCGAUGAUCUCGUGGAGAUGGGCUACACUGUGGUGCGGGAUCGUUGGCUCACGCAGGAGGAGAUUUGUAGUGCCUACGGCAAGCUGGCCAGAAUCCAGGCAAUUAGCAUGAAAAUGAUUAAUGAGCGGCCCGAUUACCUUAAGGACUUCAAGAACGGCAUGUGUGAAAUGCCCGGCCUGAUGGACAGUCCCAUUAUUAACGCCGGCAUGGCUCCGUUUAUUGAAUUUUUGGGCAGCACUCCGGAACUUAACAAAUACCAGGCCUAUUUUGAGAAGAUAAAACUCCAUUACAAGGAGCGACUGCGGCAAACCAUGCAGGAGUAUCGUAAAAAUCCUCAACCGGAUGGUUACUACGUGCUCUGCCAUGGGGACUACCACUGCCGGAACAUGAUGUUCAAGCACAACAAGGAAACCGGAGGCUUUGAGGAUUGCAUGUUGCUGGACUUCCAGGGCUGCAAUGUCACUCCCAUGGCCGUAGAUCUAAUAUACUCAAUAUACAUGCUGAUGGGUCCAGAACAGCGCGCUGAGGAGCUGGAACACCUGCUCAAGUACUACUUUACGGUUCUGCUGGAGACUCUCCGAAAGAUCGGUUACCAGGGAAAAAUGCCCACUCCCCUGGGGUUCUGGGCGGAAUUCAAGCGGCAUAGAUACUAUGAGUUCCUUAUGGUAAGCACCUUCCUACCCAUUUCAGUGGGUCUCAGAACGUACAACUUUGACAUAGAGGAAAUGCUUUACAAUGACGAAACCAGGCGGAAAUGCUAUCAUCUCAAAGAAUAUGUCGAAGAUGCCAAAAAGAUGCUAGAGAGAUUCGAGAGAUCAGGCUACUUUGAAGAUCUAUAAAAAAGAUAUUAGCUUAGGAAAACUAACUGAUUGAUAAAUAGAUUUAAAAUAAAAAGAAUUUAAUUCUCUUUUAGCGAUAAAA